This is a messenger RNA of Cyphellophora attinorum, 1887 nucleotides long. RefSeq names its product Tyrosinase. NCBI's taxonomy places the organism in Eukaryota, Fungi, Ascomycota, Eurotiomycetes, Chaetothyriales, Cyphellophoraceae. The transcript has 6 exons. The record is from RefSeq and is a predicted model, not a curated record. Bases 1 to 1887 code for a protein of 628 amino acids. Gene Ontology annotation, molecular function: oxidoreductase activity.
AUGCCAUUCAGAUUAUGGGAUGGCGAGCGACCUCUAGUCGCAACUAGGAAGGACUUGAGCAAUCAGGUGAGAGGUGACUGGGUCGGUUACUGUGCUCAUGCUACGUACACGUUUCCUGGCUGGCACAGACCAUAUCUGGUGAUGAUCGAACAAUCUCUGUACGAGCAAAUGACGGAAAUCGCAGAGACUUUCCAGAAGGAAGAGCACAAAAAGCUGUAUCGCAACGCCGUCAAGAAGUUUCGCCUGCCCUACUGGGAUUACUACAAGCCGCGUGGCGGGCAGGUGGAAUUUACUGGGCUCAAUGGGGGAUCGACCACUUUUCCAUUCGACUAUCGCCUGCCAGACAUCUUUACCAGGGAGAACGUCAUGCUGCGAACAGCAGAGACGCAGAACGAGCUCAAGUCGUUCCCUAACCCUCUGAAGUCCUUCAAGUUUCCACCGAAGGAGAAGGGCGCCAACAUCUGGAUGCAAAAAGCGAUAGACGCCGAUGGGAACCCGACGAACACGCAGGUAAUGGCAAUGCCGCCCGUUGCUACCGUCCGUGAUCUCAACAAUAAAUUGAACCAGGUUAGGGAACAGGAUAACGAGUACUGUAACAACAUCAUCUUGUUCCCGGGCUAUGAUAACUUCUUGAACGUUGUGACGGCGCGUUUGGAGCGCGGUGGCACAGCUGGAUCCAUCGAGGGUCUGCAUAAUGGCUAUCACAACUACCUCGGGAACGGAGGUCAGAUGUCUGAUCCAGCAGUAGCUGCGUUUGACCCUGUUUUCUGGAUCCACCAUUGCCAAAUCGAUCGCAUCUAUGCGAUUUGGCAAGCGUCACAUCCCAAUGAAUGGGACUCGGGAGUCGGCAAAGAGUUCUUGUACCCGUUUCGCUAUCCGCAGCCAACCAGCAAACACAAAUACUGGACUGUUGAUGACGCUCGAUAUACCUCGACAUCCCUCGGGUACACGUACGUGGACGCCGAGUUUCCUACCGCCCAGGCUGUGAGAGACAAUUAUAAAGCCAAGUACGAUUGGGCGGUGAGAUACAGAGGCAGAAGAGCGCAAGGGCAUGACAUCAAGAACCUGGGCACUUGUCCCAAGAGUAUGCUACCUCCGACAGCUGAGCAAUAUGCCAAAGCGCAAGUCUUUGCGUCAGCAGGUCCCGUGGGUCGUGUGCAGCAAGUCGUUCAAAAGGCGGCUGUCAACACGAUCCAAUCUACGCAGCUCAUGGCCGAGAGCACGAUCAAUGCUGCUCAGAUUAUCGUUGGCAAUGCUCGUGAACCUAAGCCGCAAGCGAGCAACAAGUCGGCUGCUGUGGAGAAAUCCACGCCGUCAAGUAAGUUGACUGAUAGUCGAGUACUCUCUGGUGAGCUAUACGAAAACGUUGGCACGCCCAAAGACGGCGAGGUCAACGAAGCACACGUUCAGCGCAGAUGGUACAUUGACAACAUGGUUGAACGCCUCGCUCUCAACGGCACCUUCACGAUCAGCUACUUCAUCGGACCCUUCGACGACAACAAGCCUGACAGCUGGAACCUCACGCCUACACUUGCCGGUCAGAGCCACAAUUUUGCAGCACCAGUCGAGCAAUGUGACAAUUGUGGCCAUCAAGAGCAGCAGGGUCUGCUUGUGACAGACACAACACCCGUCACACCGCUCUUGUUGGAUUAUGUCUUGAAGGGCGAGUUGCAUGAUCUCAGGCCGGAGAGUGUGGAGCCGUUUUUGGUGAAGAACUUGAGAUGGCGCAUCGUCAAGCUUGGAGGCGAGCGCAUCGAUCCGAGGGUCGUCCCAGGCCUGAAGAUUGGCAUCAGCACGUUGAUCACGCCAGUAGAGGGAGCGGCUGAGCCGACUCGAGUUCAGGAGUUCCCUCAGAUCGUCGAGCAAAUCAUCGGCAACGCAUCUUAG